AUGUUUUCCACCUUCGCGUCCACGGCCGACACAGAUACGCUCGAUGACGACUCCGACAUGUUUUCGCUGCCAACGUCUCAUGAAAGCAUACAUCUGAAGGCUGGCAUCGCUCCCAUGCCUGGGCUUAGCAACCUUGGCUAUGGCAAUGGCAGGGAAUCGGCAACAUCGUCCGUGCACUACGGCGACUCCCAUGAUACAUCAGAUGUUAGUGCAGGCAUUCAAAGUGGCCCAGACGAGAGAGAAGAUUCGACACCCGGAGCCUUCAUGAACACAUAUGGGCUCAAUCUCACGCCUUCGCCACUGCCAUAUCCGAAUACACCACACUCAACAAUGGAGAAUGGGUCAAAUGGCAUCAAUGGAGUCAGCUCCAAACAGAACCGAAACCCCAUCUACAAGCCGGUCGAUGUUUCCGUUUCUCACAAUCGCGAUGGUUUGUCUAAAUUAAAAGAAGCUUCCAUCAAGCACGAAUUCAUGACAAGAACACCACAAAGCUUAAGCCGCGAAUCCCAGCCAUCAUCGACACCUGAGCUUCCAGAGUCUCACGAGCGACCUACGAAACGCCGAAUGGCUCCAAAAACCAAAACAACCGAGCUGAAGGCAAGUUCAAGCAUCCCCUCAGAUCUUUCGUGGCCAGAAUUUGGAAGACAAUGUAUACUGGCGGCGGAAAGCAGUCGACUUAACCCAUUUGCUUUGCACCCAGCAGAGUAUAGGCUUCUACGCAAUCACAUCAAUCACGCACAGGUCACCAUCUACAUCAACAUUCGGAAUGCCAUCUUGAGGCUGUGGCAUCGCAAUCCCUUGGUCUACGUUUCGUUCGAAGAAGCCGCGGGCUGCGCUCGAGACAAGCGCUUCUUUGGGCUAGCAAAGAUAGCAUACGUGUGGCUGCUCAGGAACGGGUACAUCAAUUUUGGCUGCGUCGAAGUGCCAGAUACCGCACCGGCAAUGUCGCGGAAGAAGGGAAAGGAUAACCCACAGCGAACGAUUGUUGUUGUUGGUGCAGGAAUGUCAGGCCUUGGUUGCGCUCGACAGCUGGAGGGACUGUUCGCACAACUGGCGAAUCAACCGACGAACAACGGCGACCGGCCACCUAAAAUUAUCAUUCUCGAGGCUCGUCCGCGUGUUGGAGGUAGAGUCUACUCUCACCCUUUCACCAAUCAAGCUGGUUCUACCCUCCCUCCUGGUCAUCGUUGUACAGCUGAAAUGGGUGCGCAAAUUGUCACAGGUUUUGAACAUGGCAACCCCCUGAACGCCAUCAUACGAGGUCAGCUCGGUAUUCCUUACCACGGUCUACGCGACAACACGAUACUUUACGAUUACGAUGGCACAGUCGUGGACAGAGGUCAGGACAUGUUAGUAGAGAAGCUUUACAAUGAUGUCUUGGAGCGAGCAAGCGUAUACCGGAACAAGGCGGCAGCGCAACGGAUCGUAGAGGGCGAUCGGAACCUCAUACUCUUUGGACGCGACGCCAACGACAACGGAGGGCCCACGAUUGCGGAUCUGGAGAAUUCCGAUACGCCUUUGUCAGUCAAUGCUAAGAGCACGGCUUCGACAACAGAGGAAAAACCUACGACAGGAGUAGAGAAGCUUGCUGGUAGAGCCUACCAGCUGAGCGCUGGUUUCAACCCAAACAUUUCAGCCGCUGAGGCAAUACAGAGCCUGGGGUGGCAUGCAAGAGCCGAUGUAUCAAUGUCGCAAACCGUAGACCUAGAUAUGGUCGCAAAGACGUCAGAGCACCCUACCCUGGGCCAGACUAUGGACGAGGGUAUCAGACAAUACCAAGCGAUCGUCGACAUGAAACCCCAAGACAUGCGAUUGCUCAGUUGGCAUCAUGCCAACCUCGAAUAUGCCAAUGCAGUGAGUGUCAACAAGCUCAGCUUGAGCGGCUGGGAUCAGGAUAUGGGAAAUGAGUUUGAAGGAGAGCAUUCAGAGGUUAUAGGAGGCUACCAGCAGGUUCCACGUGGACUUUGGAAAUGUCCCACUCAACUGGACGUUCGCUUCAAUACGCCGAUCAAGUCAAUCCGUUACAACACUGAGGACCCGCAGGUCAGGAAAGCUGUCAGUAUCGAAUGCGCGAACGGACAAGUCUUUGAAGCCGACCGGGUCAUAUUGACAACGCCUUUAGGGGUGUUGAAGUCUGGAUCCAUAGAGUUCCAACCACCUCUUCCAGACUGGAAGCAGAGCGUUAUCGAGCGCAUGGGCUUCGGCCUGCUCAACAAGGCGAGUAGCAAGAUGUCUCCUGUUAUCUUGGUGUACGAGAAAGCCUUUUGGGAGCCUGAUCGUGACAUGUUUGGUCUGCUAAAUGAAGCCGAGCACGAGGCUAGCCUCCGGCCCGAAGACUACAAUGCACGGCGAGGACGAUUCUACUUGUUCUGGAACUGUAUCCAGACAAGUGGCAAGCCAACGCUUGUUGCACUCAUGGCCGGCGAUGCUGCGCACUACGCUGAAACAACAUCAAAUGACCGACUAAUUAGGGAAGUCACAGAUCGACUCGACUCUAUGUUCGCGCCAAACCCCGUUCCACUCCCUAUCGAAGCGAUCGUUACGAGAUGGAGCAAGGACCCGUUCGCUCGUGGCAGUUACUCAUACGUUGGCGCAAAGACGCAAACAGGCGACUACGAUGUCAUGGCUCGGCCCCACGGUCCACUUCACUUUGCAGGAGAAGCCACCUGCGGAACACACCCUGCUACGGUUCACGGCGCAUAUUUAUCAGGCCUUCGAGCUGCUGCUGAAGUGUUCGAAACCAUGACCGGACCCAUCGAAGUUCCUAGUCCACUGGUGGAAAAGAAGGUCAAGUUUGAGCAGCAUUCUGCGCCUAACUCUAUUGCGGACUUUAAGCCAGGGUUUGCACCUGCAGUGGUACCGGCCCCGACGGGCAAGACGGCACGAGCUCAACGAGACGAGGACUACGAAGCUGCCAUCAUCGGCGCCAUCUUGGAGGAAGUUGGUGAGCGUCCCAUCAAGCCCGGACGAUCUGGAGUGAACCCGUUCCUGCUCUUCACCAAGGACUUCUGGUACGUUGUAAAGAAAGAGUGUGACGAUGCCCGUGUAGCUGCUACCGGGAACCCAGAGGCGAAGGCGUCCAAGCAGGAGAUUCGAAUCGCCAUCGGCCUCAAAUGGCGGACGGCGGGCGAAGAUGUGAAGAAACCAUAUCAGAACCAGGCUGAUGACGCACGGGAGAGUGCGAUAUCGAAUGCGGCCAGCUUCAAGGAGCGGGUGGCUCGUUGGGAUAGCGAGGCAGCGCGCAUACGACAGGAGUACAUUCAGAAGAAUCCUCCACCUGGCGGCAACGAUGAUCUGAUACUGAACAGUCGUACGGCCAUUGAGCUGGGAGCGGGCAAGCGACUGCGACGACUGUGA
Molecule: messenger RNA, 3357 nt
Organism: Ascochyta rabiei
Lineage: Eukaryota; Fungi; Ascomycota; Dothideomycetes; Pleosporales; Didymellaceae
Product: Sarcosine oxidase
Exons: 2
Coding region: 1-3357 (1118 amino acids)
Molecular function (GO): oxidoreductase activity; protein binding
Source: RefSeq, a predicted model, not a curated record